Molecule: messenger RNA, 1200 nt
Organism: Elaeis guineensis (African oil palm)
Lineage: Eukaryota; Viridiplantae; Streptophyta; Magnoliopsida; Arecales; Arecaceae
Product: thylakoid lumenal 17.4 kDa protein, chloroplastic
Source: RefSeq, a predicted model, not a curated record
UGGAUUAGAUGGAUAAAGAGGAGGGAUGAGAUGGAAGGAAGCGCGGGCAACGGAUCGACCAAAUCCCUGCGCGCUUGGAAUCGAAGAAGAAACCAAGAAAGUACUCGAACCGCAUGGCCACCGUCUCUCUCCCCGGAGCCGGCUCCAGCCUCCAUCUCUCCUCCGUCAAACGCCCUCGCCCUCCGCCCCCCAGAUCUCGGUCUCAGACUCGAAUCCAAUGCUCUGCAACUAAGGAAAGGUCUAGUGGUAUGGAUCACUGUUUGUCAUUUAAAGGAAUCAGAAAUGUUGCUUGUGGCUUGCUUGCUGCAUGGGCAGUUACGACUGCAUCCCCUAUUCCUGCUGCAAAUCAGAGGCUGCCUCCACUUUCAACAGAACCAGAUCGAUGUGAACGUGCAUUUGUAGGGAACACGAUUGGUCAAGCAAAUGGUGUAUAUGACAAACCAAUUGACCUUCGGUUUUGUGAUUACACAAAUGAUCAUUCAAACUUGAAAGGGAAAUCGCUGGCAGCAGCCCUAAUGUCAGAUGCAAAGUUUGAUGGUGCUGAUAUGUCAGAAGUUGUCAUGUCCAAGGCUUAUGCUGUUGGUGCAAGUUUUAAAGGUGUGAACUUCUCAAAUGCAGUUCUUGACCGGGUCAACUUUGGAAAUGCCAAUCUUCAGGGAGCAGUUUUUAAGAAUACCGUGCUAUCAGGCUCUACCUUCAAUGAUGCUAAACUGGAAGACGCUAUAUUCGAGGACACCAUAAUUGGCUAUAUUGAUCUUCAAAAGCUCUGUGCAAAUACUACGAUCAAUGCAGAAGGAAGAGCGGAGUUGGGUUGUAGAUAACCGUGCCAUAGUGAUGUCAUUCCCGUCCUUGGUUCCUUCCCAUCUUUCCAUAGGCCAGCUGUUCAUAGAGGAACUAAUGAAAAAAGAUGCAAGGUUUUGUUCAAGUAUCCUUUCAUUGGUAAGGGGCAAUAAUUUUCCUUGCCAUACAAUGCAGAAGCCUUGUGUUUAUAAUUAUGGGUUGUCUUCAGCAUGCAUUGUUUCUGUUCCUUUUAACUAAAAGGUCGUAUUUUAUUUAUUGGCUUGAAAGAAUUUGAUGAAUGAAAAUAAAUGAAGAAAGGACAUGGACAAGUCUUCGUGAGAUAUGAGGGAUUUCUGCUUGUAUAAAGUUACUUGGAUAAACUCUACAGAAUUUACAAAAGGAAGCUGCUGUGCGUUAUGG